AUGGUCGAGAUGCAAACACACGCGCCCGUGGCGCCACAAGCCAGCGCAAAACCCUCACUCCCACCGUUGUCAGAACCAGCACAAGCCAUUUCAUCCUCGUCGCAGGCCAUGCCUAUUCCUCAAGCGCCCGCGCAACGAUCACAACCGCUUACCCUCGAUACAUACGUCUCGCCCGUCAACCAAAACGGUUCCUUUGAGUUCGACCGUGUCAUCAAGACUGGCUACGUUCAGCGCCGCACACAAAAGACCAAGACAUGGAGGAGCAUCUUUCUUGUUCUCCGGCCGAAUAUCCUGUCCAUUUACAAAACCGACAAGGAGGAUAAACUCCGACACAAGAUCUUUUUGUCCGAACUGACAGCCGUUUCCUUCCUCCGUGACCCAAAACACAAACGUGACCACCUGUUCGGCCUCUACUCGCCCUCCCGAAACUAUUACUUCCAAGCCAGCUCUGCCAAAGACGCCCAAGAAUGGGUCGAGGCAAUUCGCAGCGAGGCACGCAUUGAAGAGGAGGAGGAGGAGAUGUUUCUGGCCAGCCCUCUUGUACGACGCCAGUCCUAUGGCUUUACCAACCUCUUCCAUGCCACCGGCAAUGAGCUGAGUCCGUACAACCCGACGCACAUGAACAACCACCCGGACGCUGUCGCUGAACAUGAGCGUCGUAUGGUGUCCAGCUCCCCCGAGCCCACAAAUGCCUCCACCACGGCGCCUCUCAGCCCAGCAAAUACAGCAGCAGCAGCAGCAGCAGCAGCAGCCACGGCCACAGCAGCACCCGUACAACCAGCCCGAGUCCCUGGCCUGGUCCGGUAA
Messenger RNA from Sporothrix schenckii 1099-18, 807 nucleotides. Its product is annotated as PH domain protein. The coding region runs from base 1 to 807 and encodes 268 amino acids. NCBI's taxonomy places the organism in Eukaryota, Fungi, Ascomycota, Sordariomycetes, Ophiostomatales, Ophiostomataceae. The transcript has 2 exons. The record is from RefSeq and is a predicted model, not a curated record.